AUGACAUUUUUCCGGGUUUAGCACAAAACCUGGGCUUAUAAACAGUCUUUCUUCUCUUCCUGCGACCAGGUCAUCUUGGCGUGACCUCGAUGUUAUUAUGAUAAAAAAAAACACGUGGUUUCCUUGACUCUCCCUUUAACAGCUGGAGUUUAAAAGGCUUCAGUUUACUGUCGCUCGCUCGACCAAUGGAAUGACGACUUAGGUUUUCGAAAAGAAUAAUCGUCAACCGGCUGUUAGGUGUAUUUUUGUAGGGCUGUGAAUUGAGUGUGGGUCUGUGGAGAUUGCAGUGCAGGAUAAAACGCACAACUAUUUGCCUUAAUUUAAUGCGUAUUUGGUUUUUCUAACCUAGUUCGGGACACGUUACGGGUUUUGCACUUUCGUUUGCAGAAAACGAAAGUAAAAAAAUAAAGGUUUGUUACGUUUUGCACUGAGAACUCCACUGAGAAGAUUUUAACACCCCUCUCUAUGUAAUCCAUACUGUAUAUUAUUCCCAGCGAUGCGACCUUUUUUCAUCUUCAUCUUUUUUCAGACUCUGACUCUUCCUGUCACUGCAGGCACAUUCACUCUGCGGUAUCUCUACACGGGGGUGGCCAGAGAUGUGGACAGAUUCAGCUUCAGUGCAGUGCUCACUUUAAACCACGUCCCCAUCCUCUUCUACGACAGCCGGACUGGAAACAUAGUCCCGCGCCAGGAAUGGCUGAGAGAGGCAUUUGACUCGGCCUUCUGGGACACCGAGAGGAUGAGGAACAGAGAGCAGUUGAUUGUUUUUGAAUCCACCAUGCUACUGAUGAUGCAGAGCUUUAAUCACACCACUGCUGAGCCACACACGUACCAGCGGCUGCGGGAGUGCAAGCUGGAAGCUAAUGGGGAUGUCCGGGUGUCUGACCGGUUUGGCUAUGAUGGAACGGAUUACCUCAGCCUGGACCAAGGCACGGGCACCUGGAUCCCAGCUGUCCCGCAGGCACAGAGCGUCAAACAGAAGUGGGACGCUGACACAGCCAGGACACAGGAAUGCAGGGUGUACCUGGAGGAGGAGUGCAUCCAGGUUCUGAAGACACUCAUUCGCAACGGGACAGGAGCUCUGGAAAGGCCAGUGUACGUUGAAGUGUUCCAGGUGGAAAGAGAGCCAUGGGAGUUCUGUUGCCUUGUGACGGGGAUCUCGUCGUCGGGAGCAGAGGUGCAGUGGGUGGUAGACCAGCAGGGGGUGCUGGCAGAGGGCCAGAGUAGGGAAGAGCUGCUACCCAAUGGGGAUGGGAGCUUCCAGGUGAGGCAGGUCCUCAGAGUGAGCCAGCAGGAGCGGGAGAGACAUAGCUAUGCCUGCCAAGUGAAUGGAACCUUGCAGGAGCCCUCUUUUCCUAAACUGCGGAGUAAAUUUGCCUUUUUUGCAUUUUUGUUAACAAUCCUUGCACUGUCUGUGCUGGUUUGUGCCGGACUGUACUAUCUCAGUGUUGUGAAGACAAGAACACAAGGUUCGGAUCAGCUCAGAUAUGUGCCAGGUCCAUUGGGCUCAACAGGCUUUUAUCACCCAGGAGAGCAGCACAAUGAACCUUAGGUGUAAAGGAACAAGAAAGAAAAAGACUCAACAGCCCCGAAUGCAGACAGCAGAAGAGAACAACAAACUUAACAAAAAAUUAUUGUGUGACAAAUAGCAAGCCUUUGUACACCAACAAAAUCGCAAAAUCCACACUUUAUCAAACUCUAUAAAAAUAAUUAUGAUAAUUUUUAUAAAUGGUUUCUUGUGUUUAGUUUGGACUGCAAGCAAACAGUUAAUUAGAAAAGAGAUAGAUGGUAUUCUAACCAUUCAAAAAUGUAUAAAAGCCAUAAAACAGGACUUCUGGGAAAAAAAAACAGCUUUUCUAAUUAAAAUGGUAUACAUUCUUUAGCCACUAAGAAACAAUGUAUGCAGGUAAGCUAUUCAGCAUACUUCCUUUUCAAGUACUAGUAAAAUGGUAUUACUAUCUCUAGUAAUGCUAGAUAAGUUGCUGCCAACUAGUGUUGGUAUUGUGGCAGAAUAACUUUUCUCCUUCAAGCACCUUGCAACAGGAGGUUUAAGGUCCUCUGUAGACUUAAUGCUUUAUCCCCCUGUCCUUGUCUUGUGGUUCUAAAAACUUCACUGAACCUGUGGUAGGCAUUUGACACUGCUUGAUACACCCACUCUGCACAGGAGACCCAAAGCUGCUAGUUGUGAACUAUGCAUCAAGCAGCAGUGGAUAUUAAUGAUAAGACUGCCCGCUCAUCUGAAAGACAAAGCACAAGGAAGCUCAGGCUGAUGCACAGUGGAUUCGUGACACAGCAGGGGUUGGAACAGUUCCAAAGCUUUUGCUUCAACCACUGGACCACAACUACUGUAAUGUAACCAAGCUAUUUCUGAUUAUGCAUUCAAAAUACUAAGCUUUGAGUUAGUAUUUUGUUGCUUUCAUGUAUUUGUUGUAGAUAUGUACUGUACAUUUUAGAAAUGUAAUAAAACUGUACUUAGGAAAUUAAGUAUGUUAAAUCUGAAGGACUGAUGAUGGUUGAAAGUGUGAGUGAUUGACCAUGGUAAUAUUUUGUACUUUGUUCAGUGUACAAUAACUUUGUAUUAAAGUAAUAGCUGAAAAGCGGAGCCUUUCAGCAUA
Messenger RNA from Lepisosteus oculatus (spotted gar), 2615 nucleotides. Its product is annotated as zinc-alpha-2-glycoprotein-like. Gene Ontology annotation, biological process: immune response. NCBI's taxonomy places the organism in Eukaryota, Metazoa, Chordata, Actinopteri, Semionotiformes, Lepisosteidae. Gene Ontology annotation, cellular component: external side of plasma membrane. The record is from RefSeq and is a predicted model, not a curated record.